AUGGCCGACACAUCCCGGCCAGUUGACCCGGCUGUCAGCAAACUGGAGGAGAAGCAGACCCUAUCCCCAGCCGACGUCGAGGGGACACCCAAGAACCUGACCCCUCUGGAGCUGCUGGAGAGGAUCCGGAGCAGCGAUGACGCCCACCCAAUGCGCUGGCCCUGGUACAAGAAAUGGGCCAUUGUCUCUGUCUACUGUCUUCUUCAGGUCUUCGUGACCUUGACCUCCACCACCUACGUGUCCGUCGAGUUCCUGAUCCAGGAGAAAUGGCCUUCGUCAGCUCAGGUGGUAACCUUGGGCCAGUCGAUGUUCAUCAUCGGAACGGCCGUCGGGCCUGCGUUUCUGGGUCCUCUGUCCGACAUUGGCGGUCGCAAAUGGGUCUAUGUUUUCUCCAUACUCCUUUACGCGAUCCUAAACAUCGGCACGGCUCUGGCCUACAAUUUGCCUAUGCUGAUCAUCUUCUGCUUCCUCAUUGGAGUGGCGGGAUCAGUCGCGCUGAACAAUGUCGCUGGAACCGUCUCGGAUCUCUUUGGGGACGCCGAUGAUGCUGCGCAGCCCAUGGCUCUGUUCGUUCUGAGCGCAAACUUCGGCCCUAGCCUUGGUUCGCCCAUUGGUGAAUGGAUCGCGGAGAACGACUCGCUCGGGUGGCGAUGGAUCUUUUACAUCAAUAUAAUCAUUGGCGGCGCCUUUGCCUUUGUGCUCUGCUUCUUACCCGAAACCCUUCCCCGCAUUGUCAUCACUCGGGAGGUGAAGCGUCGAGGAAGCGUCGAUCAAAAUGCCGUCGAGAUUGCUCUGGCGUCGAGUCGAUUGUCCGUGGCAAGGGAGCUGAAAUUUGUGACCACCAUGGCGUUGAAGAUCAUGGUGACCGAACCCAUUGUGAUCUCGCUUGGGCUGUACAACGGCUUUGCGUACGGCCUGCUCUUUCUCUACCUGGACGGAGUGUUUGGCGUAUUCGUGGUCAACAAUGGACUCAGCUAUAUCGGCGCGUCGCUGACCUAUCUCAACUUUUGCGUUGGGGUCACGGUGACAUUCUGCUUUGUCCCAGUUCAGACCUACUUAUUCCGCCGUGACAGGCUGAGACGUGGGCGGCACCGGCCAGAAGCCCGGUUCCUGACUUCCCUGGUCACAGUGUGGCUAUUCCCCGCGUCGCUAUUCUGGUUUGCAUGGACCUGCGAUGGGUCUGCGUCCUACUGGUCACCCAUCGUUGCCGGCGCUGUCCUUGGCUUCUGCGAUCCGCUCCUCUGGCUCGCUAUGCUGACAUACAUCACCGACUCCUAUCCCAACGUGGCUGCGAGUGCCAUUGCCGCCUUCUUGAUUCCAAGCUUCCUGAUCGCGGCCGGAUGUGCCCAUGCCGGUGUGGCGAUGUUUGCCAACAUGUCUGCCAAGUGGGCAUUCGCCACUCUAGGAUUCAUCAGCAUUGGUUUAGUGUUGUUGGUAUAUGUCCUAUUCUUUUUCGGUCCGAAGCUGCGGUCGUGGAGCAAGUUGGCAAGGAAGUAUUGA
Messenger RNA from Capronia epimyces CBS 606.96, 1500 nucleotides. RefSeq lists its product as uncharacterized. The record is from RefSeq and is a predicted model, not a curated record. Gene Ontology annotation, molecular function: transmembrane transporter activity. Gene Ontology annotation, biological process: transmembrane transport. NCBI's taxonomy places the organism in Eukaryota, Fungi, Ascomycota, Eurotiomycetes, Chaetothyriales, Herpotrichiellaceae. The transcript is spliced from 8 exons. The coding region runs from base 1 to 1500 and encodes 499 amino acids.